This is a messenger RNA of Gloeophyllum trabeum ATCC 11539, 2052 nucleotides long. RefSeq names its product P-loop containing nucleoside triphosphate hydrolase protein. The transcript has 10 exons. Bases 1 to 2052 code for a protein of 683 amino acids. The record is from RefSeq and is a predicted model, not a curated record. NCBI's taxonomy places the organism in Eukaryota, Fungi, Basidiomycota, Agaricomycetes, Gloeophyllales, Gloeophyllaceae. Gene Ontology annotation, biological process: transmembrane transport. Gene Ontology annotation, molecular function: ATP binding; ATP hydrolysis activity; ATPase-coupled lipid transmembrane transporter activity.
AUGCUGUCUCAGGGCUCUACCUUUGAUGCCUGGCUGGCUUCCAGAGCUGUCCCAGGUUCAAAGGGCCUCCUGCUGACCCCCGGAGGUCGGAGGCAACUGUCGUUUCGGAAUGCCAUGCUCGCUUUCGAGAUUGCACAAGAGGCCGCACCCAAGGUCCUCAGAAUGGUCUGGGGACGCCACCGACUUCGCGCUGUCAUCUUGCUUUCUCUGAAUUUAGCCCGAGGUGUCUUCCCCGCGUUAAGGGGCUAUUCCCAGGCUCUAAUCAUUAAUGAGAUACAGACUGCCUUUUCUACUGGCCGUUUCGAUAUGAAACAGUUGCCUUGGCUCCUCGCAAGAGAGUUUACCCGAAUGACUUGCGAAAGCGCCUUGGAUUCGCUCAUUAAUUCAACAGAGCGAGUGGUCUACAAUUCGGCUCGUCUGGAAGUAGAGUAUAGACAAAUGCAGUUGCAGCUGCAGCUCGACAUUCCCACCCUCUCCGACCCUUUGGUGCGCGAUGUCGUGCACGAAUCUGAUCUUUUUGUCCGCUCCUUUGCCCAGUCUGGCGCCGGCGGAUUUGGGCUCUUAUCGCCCCUGGAUGUCGUGCGCCUACUGACUCUCAUCUGCGAGGUCGUUUCCCAUGUGUUCAUCAUAUAUUCUCUGGCACGGACGUCGCCGAGCCACUCAUUCAUCUUGCUGAUCACUGCGGUAAUUGUCUUGUUCCCCCACAUUGUCUCAUGGCUACGUAUGUGUUCUCGGCCUGACAAUGACGACGCGUACAACCCCCAAGAAGCGGCUGCGGCGGCGAAGCUGGAGAAGAUGCGGAAUCUGGCUUACAGCGAGACGCACCGACGGGAAAUCCUCGCAUGGGACUUGGCUCCGUGGAUAUUGCGCUGCUGGGACAAUGCUCGCAGGACUAUGCUCGGCCUGGAACAGAUGGACUCGGAUCUUUUCAAGGAGUUCAGCUUUGCGGCGCUCUUUGCACAAUUGCAGCUCAGCCUUGCCGACAUUCUGGCAGUCUCACAGAAUAUACCGUUGCUGCUAAUGCUGCAGAGCUCCGGAGGGUCCCUCGGCUCUGUGGCGUUAUACCGCAAUUCCGUUCAAGGGUUGGUUUAUACUAUUCGAGAGUUCCUCUCGACCUUCAGGAUGCUUGCACAGAGUGUGUUCCUGAUGGGAGCAUUCUCCGCCGCCAUGGAUAUCCGACCGCGGCUGAGGCCUGCAAAAUGUAUGCAAGUCCCAUAUCGCUCCCUCAAGAAGGGCAUGAGAAUCGAGGCAAGAAAUUUAUGCUACACGUACCCUGGAUGUGUGGAACCGGCUCUCAAAGGUGUCAGCUUCAAACUCGAGCCCGGCGAACGGCUGGCUAUAGUGGGGCACAAUGGAUCUGGUAAAUCGACACUUGCCCAAAUCCUCACCCGUAUCCUCGACUUCGACUCGGGCGAGCUGCUCGUGAAUGAUGUGGAUAUCCGACGCUACUGUCCAAACGAGUACCACCGCCACAUAUCCAGUAUAUUCCAGGGCUUUUCCAAAUUUAACGCGUCUGUCGCGAAGAACGUCGGGGUAGGUUACAUAGGGAAUGUCGAUAAUCACGGGGAGAUUCACCGAGCGGUCAAAAUGGCCGGCGCGAGCCAUAUUGUUGACUCUCUACCCCGAGGGUUGAAGACGAGACUUGAUGCGAGCGGGUCGGACUCGGCUUAUCCGCAGUUGUCGGGGUGGCAGGCGUACCCUUCAUCAAAGAUGAAUCACGGACUAUCCGGAGGAGAGUGGCAGCAUAUCGCAUUGUCUAGAGCGUUCAUGAGAGCGGACCGGCCGGAGGUUAACCUGCUUGUGUUAGAUGAACCAACAUCCUCCCUGGAUGCUCACGCGCAAAACAGGACUUUCGACGCUGUGGAGAAGAUCUCCUCUGGUCCUCAUGGGCGGACGAAAACCGUUAUUUUCAUCACGCACCGGCUAUGCACGGCCCGCAGGGCAGAUAAAAUAGCUUACAUGCAGAAUGGGACUAUUGUAGAGUUUGGCACUCACCAAGAACUUUUAGACCGAAAAGGUGCCUACGCCGCCCUCCACUACGCAUCGAUCUAG